This is a messenger RNA of Culex pipiens pallens (northern house mosquito), 1851 nucleotides long. RefSeq names its product rabenosyn-5 (gene Rbsn-5). Lineage: Eukaryota; Metazoa; Arthropoda; Insecta; Diptera; Culicidae. The record is from RefSeq and is a predicted model, not a curated record. The coding region runs from base 150 to 1691 and encodes 513 amino acids. The transcript is spliced from 2 exons. Gene Ontology annotation, molecular function: metal ion binding.
AGUGGUGGGGCAGUAAAAAUUAUCAAAAAAUCUCUUCCUUUUCCUGCAUUCGUCAUCGCCUACUUUGAAGUUGAAGUUUGUUGCGUGAAAUUUGGUGCAAAUCUGGUGAAAUUUUCGCGGGGGGCGUCAACCGUAAAUAAUUAAGCGAGAUGUCGAACCCGUUUGACGAUCCGGACGAGGGUUCGUCGGGGAUGUUGCUGCUGCGGAACGACGCGGAGAUUCUGGAGGGCUUCCUGUGUCCGAUCUGCAAGGCGGACCUGAAGACGCCGGAACGGUUGACGGCCCACGUCGAGCAGCAGCACUCGGAGGAGCAGGACCUGCUCAAGUCGCUGCGGGAGAUGUUUAGCUUUGCGAAGAAGAAGAUUCUGAACCUGGACGAGACGGCGAGCGAGCUGGCGCGGAAUCUGGACAGUUCGCUGGGGCAGGGGGGAGGUGGUGUGAAGGUGGAGAAUCCGAUAUUGGCGGCGGGGCAGGUUGUGGGUACGGAUUGUGACCAUUUGAGUUACUUUAAGGCGGUUCGGAAUCCGAGGUUGGAGCGGUACGCGACGGAGACGAAUAAGCUGAUAAUUCGGUUGGACAAGCUGCUGGACGGGUUGCCGUCGGAUCCGGACGCGCGGAAGCGGCACGAGCAGAGCAAGGUUCCGUGGAUCGACGGGAAGUUGGUGAAGCUGUGUCCGAGUUGCGCGAAGGGAUUCGGGUUGACGCGGAGGCAGCACCACUGCCGGGUUUGCGGAUCGGUCAUGUGCGACGGAUGUUCGUUUCACUUGUCCUUUGACGAGGCUCGGAGUAUUGUGCAGCCGGUGAGCCCUGGGACGGAGGUUGCUCCGAGGCCGACUCCAGCUCCUGAGGAGAUGUCCUCCAAAGAUCGUGACUCGUCCGGAUUCAGGGUUUGUGAGCACUGUUUGCACCUGCUGAUGAACCGCAAGGAGAUGCAGGACUCCCGGUCGGAUCGACCUCCGGUCACGAAGCUGUACGAGAAGCUGCUCCAGGAAAAGCGCGAAAUCACUCCGGAUAUUCCAAUGUACGAAAAGAUCAUCGGCAGUCUGUACGAAGGCGACGCCAUCUACCGCCUCUCGGACGCGAGCGCCCUCCGCGAGAAGAUUGGCCGCGCCGCCGAACGCAUCGACAACAUCAGCAAAGCCAUCCUGGCGCUCCCAUUCCCGCAAGGAUCCCGCGAAGAGUCCCUCAAAAAAUCAAUCCGCCUGUCCUGCAUCGCCUACAUCAAGGAGCAAAUGCUCUCCACUCCGCCGCUCCCCGCCGAGGACGAAAUCAAAAAGAUCCAAGCCCGCAAAAAGCAGGAAACGGCCCGCCGGAUCGAGCGCGAACGCCGUCUCGCCCUGGAAGCCUACGAACGGUACGAGCUCCAAUCGGAAUCCUACGCCACCAACGGCAGUUCCAGCUCCAGCACGGCCUCGACCGCCGAAAUGACCAACGGGCGGUUCUACCCGGCCCCCGCCACCGGAACCGACCAGUGGAGCGGCUUCCAAACGGCCACCGUGAACGUGUCGGCCAGCGCCGAUCCGCUCAUCGACCAGAUCAACAUCGUCAAGGGGUACAUCCGGCAGGCCCGGGAAGCGAUGCGCUUCGAGGAGGUCGAAACGCUGGAGCGGAACCUGAGCGAGCUGACGCAGGAGUUUUACGAGCGCCAGCGGAGGAACGCCCAGGAGGGCGGGGGUCCGGUUAGAAAUUAGUGUAUUACAUGUUGAGUUAUCUAGCGCUGAAGAUAUUCCAAAAAAGUUUAGCUAAACUUGGCUAAUUUAAACUUCAAACGUGAAUUCCUGCAAUUUAUCAGCUGUAAGUUAUCAAACUGCGAAUAUUUAUUGAAAAUAAAGCAAUUUAUACCACUUCAAA